Notothenia coriiceps (black rockcod) is the source of this 3876-nucleotide messenger RNA. RefSeq names its product WD repeat domain 37 (gene wdr37). The transcript is spliced from 14 exons. Gene Ontology annotation, molecular function: protein binding. The record is from RefSeq and is a predicted model, not a curated record. The coding region runs from base 380 to 1882 and encodes 500 amino acids. Lineage: Eukaryota; Metazoa; Chordata; Actinopteri; Perciformes; Nototheniidae.
UCCCAGUAAAAUACGUGAUGUGUCAACAUUCGGAUAAAUAUUUUGAUUCUGAAAUUGUCGUUAUUGUCCACUGUCAAUUCGCCGAAAAACAUGUAACGUGACACGUCGAUAGGUUUCCAUAUAAUCAUACCGAGUAAGGAAGGUUAGGCUGCUGUUUUUCAUAGACGGUAGCUAGUUGCCGCAAUUAGCAUCAUAUGUGAAAGCUAGCAUGCACUAGCUUGUUGCUCAUUUUGUUUGUAAACCGCCUUUCUGGCUGUGAAUCAGUGACAGUGACAGGUGGUGAUAACAUACCAACCUACACACGAGCCAACUAGAGAGCCUUUGUUUACCUGCCUCUAAGGUGAGCGGGGAGGGGCAGGGCCACCGUACGGUAGGAGGAAUGCCUGUGGAGGGCGGGAGCAGCAGCGGCUCUGCUUCGGCUGCCCGCCACCCAAAGCAGAAGCGCAAGGCUCACAGUUUGUCCAUCCGGCGCACCAACAGCACCGAGGAGAGGCCAGCAGGCAUCCAGAGAGGAGACAUGCUGGAGGGCCAGGACUCUAAGCUGCCCCUCUCUCUACGGCACAAUCUCCUUGACCUUUUUGGCCAGAUUGAGCGAGAGUUUGAAAAUCUCUACAUUGAAAACAUUGAAUUACGCCGAGAAAUCGACUCUCUGAACGAGCGUCUGACCGGAGAUGGACAGACUGUUGAUGGAGGAGACCCCACCAAGGGGGCUCUCAAAACAAAAGCCAGCCACAGCACCAGCCAACUGUCACAGAAGCUGAAGACGACCUACAAAGCCUCCACCAGCAAGAUUGUGUCCAGCUUCAAAGCCACCGCGGGGUCCCGGGCUGUGUGCCAGCUGCUCAAGGAGUACAUGGGCCACCGCGACGGGAUCUGGGACCUCAGCAUCACCCGCACCGUGCCUGUGGUGCUGGGCACCGCCUCCGCAGAUCACUCGGCUUUGCUCUGGAGUAUAGAGACUGGGAAGUGUCUGCUGAGGUAUGCUGGCCAUGCAGGAUCAGUCAACUCCAUCAAGUUCCACCCCACAGAGCAAAUGGCACUUACAGCCUCUGGGGACCAGACGGCUCACAUCUGGCGCUACAUGGUGCAGCUUCCUGUCCCCCAGCCAACUCCAGACGUCAGUGCCCCAUGUGAUGAGGACCAGGACUCUUCAGACAGAGAGGAAGGGGAGGUGGACGGUGAGGGUCCUUGCGAGGUCCCCACUGUCAGGGUCGCUACAGCAACCCUGAAGAGCCACCAGGGGGUAGUGAUCGCUGCCGAUUGGCUGGUGGGAGGCCGACAGGUGGUGACCGCUUCCUGGGAUCGAGCUGCCAACCUGUACGAAGUGGAGACGUCUGAACUGGUUCACGCUCUCACUGGCCACGACCAGGAGCUGACCCACUGCUGUACCCACCCCACCCAGCGGCUGGUGGUCACCUCCUCCAGAGACACCACCUUCAGACUGUGGGACUUCAGAGACCCGUCCAUCCACUCCGUCAACGUCUUCCAGGGACACACUGACACGGUGACGUCAGCAGUGUUCACGGUGGGAGACAACGUGGUUUCAGGGAGUGACGACCGCACUGUGAAGGUGUGGGAUUUAAAGAACAUGAGGUCGCCAAUAGCAACCAUCCGCACUGACUCAGCUGUGAACCGGAUCAGCGUGUCCGCCAACCAGAGGAUCAUCGCCCUGCCACACGACAAUCGACAGGUCCGGUUGUUUGACAUGAGCGGAGUGCGGCUGGCCAGACUCCCACGCAGCAACAGAAUGGGUCACAGGCGGAUGGUGUGUUGCACGGCCUGGAACGAAGAGAACCAGUCGUGCAACCUCUUCACCUGCGGCUUCGACCGGCAGGCCAUCGGCUGGAACAUCAACAUCCCUGCCCUGCUGCAGGAGAAGUGACGCGGCUCACACACACACACACACACACACACACACACACACACACACACACACACACACACACACACACACACACACACACACACACACACACACACACACACACACACACACACACACACACACACACAGUGAAGUAGGAGGUGUACAUAUAGACUCUGUGGCCUGGCACAUACAUAUUGACCCCGGGAAGCAUCAGUUCAGUCGUCAUGUGUUUCACAGACGAAAUGCAGAUGUUAACAUUUGGUAAGAGCUUCCUUUGUUGUGUCACAUGACUGACAUGGUUCCAACAUGUUAAAGUCUACGUGUGUGCGAGGCCACAGAUCUCCUCCUCCUGCCCCUGUCACUUCUUUAGCAUGCGAUGUGAAUUGUGACACGGCUAGUCUGAUUAUUUUUGGUUCCUGGCCUUUUCUGUUUGAAAGUAUAUAUUUAAAUCUCCAGUUGUACGCUGCUGCUCACAUCACUGUUGUUUAGUUACGGUUCUUGCAUGUUGAUAAUCUCGUUUUGCAAAUGUGACUUGUAAAGAGAACAAUUAUAGGGCCAGGAGAGCUUGUAGAAUAUGAUAUAAAGACGUUGUGUAUAUACUGUAUUAUGUCGUGGCCUGAUUAAGUGCCCCGUGGUGCAGGUGGUUGCAAGUGUCUUACAGUUAUCUCCCUACAAAGGUUGGAGUUUGGCAGAGAUAGCGUUGUUCUGUGAAAUGUUUUUAUCCUUUUAGUGAGACUUAUAGAUAUACAGAUUAGUCAUCAUGGAACAAAAACGUUCGUAUUUAGUUUUGUCACUUGCUGGGUCAAUCAUUUGUCUUAAAAUGUUAAGAAUCUGCUGUCCUCGCUAUAGAUUUGAGUCCUUGCCUUUUACCUUUGAUAUUUUCACUUCACCACCAGCCUCCAUUUUCUUUCCAGAUGUUGUUAAUAUUAAUGAUGAUACUGUAACUGCCUUGUUCCAUGUUUACAGUAAGUUUAUUUUUGCUCUAUUCUGCCUCUCUGUCAGACUGCAACGAGUCCAGAGCAUAGCAAUAAGGGGACUCCACUUCUGUUGUUCACAAAUAUUUAGUAGGUCUGUGAGUGGGAUGUGUUCGUAAUCAAGUACUCCCAACAUGUAUCUGUGUCACUACUUUUAGCCAUAAUAUGUACCUAGUGUUAGUGAGAAACGUGUUGCCGCCUCCCCAAAGUCAACUUGUUAUGGUUUAUUAUUGUGAAGUCUUCAUGGACUCUUUAUCCAAAUUCAGAAGCAAUAACCCAGCUCCUUUAUGUUUCUGGUGCUCAGAGUAGAGCUCCUCUGUCUUGUGAAUCAAUACGUCUGACUUAAACAAGCUCUGAAUCUCACUUUGAGAACGAUAAGGAAACCCUUUGUUACAUGUGCAAUAUCCCUAAACAGGAAGUCAUGCUUGAGUUUUUGAUCGUUAGAUGUUUAACUUAUUUCCGGGCUGUAGACCCCAUCAAAUGAUUUCUCUGUACGUGUGACUGCUGUAGAUGUACAGAAGUAUGCAGAACUCCCAAAGAUGGCUCCAGACGUUACACUGUUUCAAUCAACAAUAGAGUCAGCAUGGAUUUUGAAGUAGCACAGACCUAAAAAUGUAAAAAUCUUAUUGAAAUACCUUACCAUUGCUUUGAUGCCUUAUCCUCCUGAGCAUCAAGCUUUUCCAAAUGCUUGUUAUAUAACUAGUUGUAAUCCACUGCAGCGUGCAGAUAGGAUUUUUAUUUCCGUUUCAUUCAGGAAACUCAAUCUUGGGCCCAUUGAUAUCAAUGUCAUUUUAAUUUGCUGGAAGACAGGCAAGACCUGAUAUAUUAAUACCAGCUCGGAGGAAAUAUGAUUUUGGAUUGAUACAUUAAAUUAUUGUGUUACAGAAUGGAAGAAGGUAAAAAAGUGGAUGGGCUUUGCCUCAUUGUAGCAAAUCAUAUCCAUUUCAUACUUCAUUAUGUGAUCUACUUUGCAUACUUUAUUGUGAUGGGUACGUGCUCUCUGACACUUUCCAAUAAAAUGUGUGAUUUACCUUU